AUGGCCUCCUCCACGGCCCCCAUUCCAAUCGACCAGUCCUACGCCGACGGUUGCUCCGAUGACGACGCGCUCAGCCUCUCCUCCUCGCGCAGCCUCGCGAGCAUAAUCACGCGGUACCGGUAUGAGAACGGGCGGCGCUACCAUGCUUACCGCGACGGGCUAUACUUCAUGCCCAAUGACGACAAGCACGCCGAGUACGAGAUGCUUGUGCAUCACCUGUGGCUACUUACGAUGAAUGACCAACUCUACCUCGCGCCGGUGGAGCAGCCGCUGAGGGUAUUGGAUGUCGGGACGGGGACGGGGUUGUGGGCCAUAGACAUGGCGGACCGCUUCCCGGCGGCAGAGGUCAUAGGAACCGACCUCUCUCCCACACAGGUCAAACACGUCCCUCCCAACGUCCGCUUCGAGGUCGACGAUUUCUGCAGCGAGUGGACCUAUCCCGAAAAUACGUUCGAUCUCAUCCACCUGCGCACCCUGAUCGGGUGCGCACCAGACUGGCCUGCGCUGUACCGACAGUGCUACACCAGACACCUGCAGCCGGGCGGCUACAUCGAGCACACCGAAGUCGAAGUCGACAUGUACUGCUCCACCGAUCCGCCGUCUCCGCUGCCUGCCGACAAUGUGAUUUCAGAGCUUGCGGCCGGUCUGAUCGAGGCCGGCGAGCGGACGGGUAAGAGCAUGGACGUCGCGUCGCACGUAGCUGAUCGGCUGCGGGACGUUGGCUUCACCGACGUGACCGAGCAUGUCUACAAAUGGCCCAUCGGCCCGUGGAGCAGCGACCCCAAGCUUAAGCAGCUGGGGCAGUGGAACCAGCGCAACUGGGAGGACGGAUGCGAGGACUGGAUCUUGGCGCUGUAUACCAGAACCCUAGGCUAUACGUUCGAUGAAGUCAAGAAGGUUACGGCGGAGGUGAGGAGGGCGGCGAGGGGGAGGAGGGAGCAUAUUUAUCAUUAUGUGUGA
This is a messenger RNA of Coniosporium apollinis CBS 100218, 960 nucleotides long. RefSeq lists its product as uncharacterized. The record is from RefSeq and is a predicted model, not a curated record. Gene Ontology annotation, molecular function: methyltransferase activity. Lineage: Eukaryota; Fungi; Ascomycota; Dothideomycetes. Bases 1 to 960 code for a protein of 319 amino acids. The transcript is spliced from 6 exons.